Molecule: messenger RNA, 2461 nt
Organism: Vombatus ursinus (common wombat)
Lineage: Eukaryota; Metazoa; Chordata; Mammalia; Diprotodontia; Vombatidae
Gene: NDFIP2
Product: Nedd4 family interacting protein 2
Exons: 8
Coding region: 175-888 (237 amino acids)
Biological process (GO): ubiquitin-dependent protein catabolic process; positive regulation of protein ubiquitination; metal ion transport
Cellular component (GO): Golgi apparatus; perinuclear region of cytoplasm; endoplasmic reticulum
Molecular function (GO): WW domain binding
Source: RefSeq, a predicted model, not a curated record
ACGGCAGCGCCUCGUCCUGACCACGGACAGCGCGGAGGUCUCGCUGGGGCAGGAAGUGAGUCUGCUCAGUGAGAAGGCGGCGGCGGCCGAAGCGUCUGAGAGCCCCGGGGUCUCGGACCCUCCUGCCCCCUGGCAGCCCUUUCUAGUCCAGGAGGUUCCUGCAGACGGGCAGGGAUGGAUCUUCACAAGCCGAUGGCUACUCGCCGCUACCAAGUGCUUCAUAAUGAAGAUGAUAAUUCAGAAUCACCUGCUGUUGAGCCACCAUCACCUUCAACACAGACAGCACGAACUUCUUCUGGACCUAUACUUGAACCUGAGGCUUCUCCUCCACCUUACAGUAGCAUUACUGUGGAAGCAGCUGCAACUGCAGAAACAGAAACUCACAGCGAAUUUUAUCCUGUGCCACCACCCUACAGUGUAGCUACCUCUCUUCCUACGUACGAUGAAGCAGAGAAGGCCAAAGCUGCUGCAAUGGCAGCUGCUGCAGCAGAAACAUCUCUGAGAGAAGAAGAGUUUCCUCCAAGAGAUGACUUCAGUGAUGCAGAUCAGCUUAGAGUGGGCAAUGAUGGUAUCUUCAUGCUGGCAUUCUUCAUGGCAUUUAUUUUCAACUGGAUUGGAUUUUGUUUAUCCUUCUGUAUAACUAAUACCAUUGCUGGAAGGUAUGGUGCCAUCUGUGGAUUUGGCCUUUCAUUGAUCAAAUGGAUCCUCAUUGUUCGGUUUUCUGAUUUUUUUACUGGAUAUGUCAAUGGACAAUACUGGCUUUGGUGGAUAUUUCUUGUCCUUGGCCUCCUCCUUUUCUUCAGAGGAUUUGUCAAUUAUCUCAAAGUCAGAAACAUGUCUGAAAGUAUGGCCGCUGCUCAUAGAACAAGAUUUUUCUUCUUGUAUUAGCGACUGCAUCAACCAGACAUUCCUUUCCUAUACCAACGUGAAAUUUCCAGAUGAUCUGUAAGCCUCCAACCUAAUAGGAUAGAAGACUGCUAACAACAGAAGACCAAUUAGUGAAGAAAACAAAUUGAAUGACAGGGUGGUUUAUGCUUAAAUGCCAUUUCUGUUCAUUCUGUUAAAUAUUUGUUGCCUUUGUUUUUUGCACAUUUGCAUAGGUUUCAUUUAAAAGAAAAGAAUUCAGAUGAAAAAGCAAUUCAUAUAAUUGAAUAGAGAUAAUACAGUUAGACUUGGUUAAUCAGUGUUCAAAUACCUGAAAGACUUGAGUGAUAAACUCUCUUAUAGCAUGUAUGUACCACUGAUAUGUUGAUCUGAAGUUUAGUUGCAUAAAAAAUUAAAUUUAUUAGAUAGGUCAGACUCUUAAUUAGUUUUAUGGAUGAUAGAUUCAUCUAAAGAUGAUUAUAUACAUAGAAAAUCCUUUGUUUUAAAGUAUGCCAGAACUUGCAGUGCUAUUAGAGGAAUUGUCAAGUUUUGACCAAGGUAUUACUUCAUCCACCAAAACUCUUUCCCUCUGUAAAUAACCAUGCAUUAUUUUCUUUUCAGAUUACUUUCUUAGGGAUUGUGUCCACAGCUUUCCUAUGCAUUUAAAAUGGUUUAGUUUUAAUAAAUAUGGAAUAUAUGUCAGUCUAUAGACAUAUCUAUAGAUAGAUGUAGACAUUUUGGGGGUUGAUGACAUAGAUUGUUUUGGAACAAAAUUUCAGAGGGGCUAACUGUAUCAAAUGACUGGACAAAUUUUCUUUCAAGUUUCAAUGAUAACUUAGGGAGAAACUUGGUUUGUAGUGUGAUCUAUAUUGUUUGAACAACAGUUUGUUUAAGAUACUAACAGCACAUCUGUUUAUUAAGCUAAUUUUUUGAAAAUUAUUUUUGAAUUAUUUCAGUCUCAUUUUGAGAUAACCCUUUAAAAAAAGAGCAGUCUUAAUAGUUGUAGAUGUCUUUUUAGUAAGUAAUAAAGACCUUUUCCUUUAGGUGUUUAUUUAAGCUCAGCUAACAAAUAAAGACCUGCACUAUAAAUAGCUUCGUGCUUCAUAGUAAUGGUGUAAAGUUUUGAGAAAAUCAUCUCUUGCAUCUAAACGUGUAAAACUUAUAAGAAUUACCAAUGGGCUUUGUGCCACACUUUGAGAUUACACGCUCUCAACCAUUAUCAACAACUGGAAUCCAGAUUGCAGUCAUAAGUUAAUGUGUUUUCACCUUUCAAAAACAUUUUUCACCAGUUUUUAUUUUUUAAAUUAUAAUUUUACUUUUUGAAUGUUGAAAAUGGUGGAGCCUGUGUCAAAUCCUCAAAAUUAACUUUAACUUUAUAUCUAUGUGGGAAAUAAAGAUGGCAAAUAUUGAUCAUUUGGUUUAUUAUACUCUGAAGGCUACUAAAAAGUGAAUAAAACUAUUCAGAAAGACAGAUGCUCUCUACUUUAUGAAAUACAAUUAAGUGUGUUUAGCAUCUUCUGAAUUUCAUUUAUGCUCUUUUUUUUUCUCCAUUGUCUUUAUGAAUGGCAAAUAAAAACAUAUAGUUUUGUUUUGCUAA